AUGGGGGACAGAAAGGUCCCGAAGAUCAUCGCCAUGGAAUCAUUGCCGCAGUUUCACUGUCACCAAACCAAGCGCCAGAAGGUGCUCAAACGCUUGCUAGCCAGUAAGAGCAUAACUUUUGAAGGGAACGAGGGCCGUUACUUGAUCGGCAAGCUGCUACUUCCCCGUUACUUGAGGGUUAUGACGUUUCUGGGUCAGUUGGUGGCCUUCAUGCUUGUGGUUGUUUCCUUCCCUCGACUGAGGCCGAUGUUCGACUCUUUCCUAUCAACAGUUGAGGCCGAGUACAGGUUUGACCCUGUCAAAUUUGAGGUGUUGCCGAUGCUUUUCCGUGACCUCGCGAACGAGGGCCUACUGCGAGGAGGCGAGAAGGCCGUUUUCCUCAGCAACCAGGCCGACUACGAGGCCAUGGACGGAUCCCGCAUGAUCCUGUUCGAUGAGGUGAUGGAUCAUAUCUCCACUGCCGAUUUGGAGCGGCAGAGUUCGAUUCAAGACAACACAUUUGACUUUGCCUUCACAUACGAGUUUCACGAUGCCGCAUCUCGAUUCAUCGACCGGACUCUCAAGGUCGGUGGAAUUGCAGCGAUUCAUCUGGGAGGUGUAGACCCCAAUGAUGCCGGUUCCUUUCAUAUACCGAGGAACUACAAAAUUGUUUACAUAAGGCGAUUCGACUCGCCUGUCCUCGCAAUCAAGAAGACCAGCGAGGCGGCAAUGGAGCCCAGCCAGACGAGAAGGCAACUCUGCGGGUUGACAUCCCAGAAGAAGAAGGAAGCAUUGAAGAACCUCGAGGAUGUGCUCCUCGAACCACCUAGGGCAGCCACGGGUAGGUCGAAACGAUACCUGAAGAAGACCAGAUACCUGCCCGAUCUAAUGGGGGACACUUUGGAGGGCUACCCACGUCGGGUAUUCAUUGACGUGGGCCCACCGGAGAAGGACGGUGAGAGUACCGGCACAAAGUGGUUCAUCGAGAAUUACCCCACCAGAAACCUCGACUUUGACAUGUACAAGAUGGAGACUGUCGCAUCUGAGGGUGAAAAAUAUCCCGUAUCCUCCCUAUCAUCGAGCAUAUCAGACCAGCACGAAUCAGAGGCGCCACAGAUCGGGAUGUCGGAGUGGCUAAGGAAGAAUGUGAAGGAGGAGGAGUAUGUGGUGAUGAAGGCCGAUGCAGAGGUGGUGGAGGAAAUGAUGAGGGGCCGAGCAACGGGGCUCGUCGAUGAGCUCUUCUUGGAAUGCAAACCUAAAGGGAAGAAGAAGCCGACCGAUGCCAAUGGCAGCGGCAACAAGAGGGCUUAUUGGGAGUGCCUAGCCUUGUAUGGAAGGUUACGCGACGAGGGCGUGGCGGUGCACCAAUGGUGGGGCUAA
Punica granatum (pomegranate) is the source of this 1359-nucleotide messenger RNA. The record is from RefSeq and is a predicted model, not a curated record. Lineage: Eukaryota; Viridiplantae; Streptophyta; Magnoliopsida; Myrtales; Lythraceae.